AUGUGCCCCAAGCCCUGUCGUGUUCGGGCUCCCAACCUUCGGGUUGAUCCCGGUUUAGUGGACAUUUUCCUAAUCCCUGACCGAAGGAUCGGUAUUCUUGUAGACACCGAUGAAACUCUGCAGCUCUCCACGAAUGCAGCCGCUAAAGCUGACCUGCGCAAGAUGAUCACUGCCUUAUCGGCUCCUGAUAGUAUUGGUCCUCUCUCGGGACCGGCCGACACUUACGAGCAGCGUCGGAUUGGAUUUGAGCAGUACCGAGCUGGCUCUGACCCUGAAGAUAGAAGAGCCGAACUGUAG
Messenger RNA from Fusarium musae, 297 nucleotides. RefSeq lists its product as uncharacterized. The record is from RefSeq and is a predicted model, not a curated record. Bases 1 to 297 code for a protein of 98 amino acids. The transcript is spliced from 2 exons. NCBI's taxonomy places the organism in Eukaryota, Fungi, Ascomycota, Sordariomycetes, Hypocreales, Nectriaceae.